Phytophthora nicotianae INRA-310 is the source of this 1189-nucleotide messenger RNA. RefSeq lists its product as hypothetical. Bases 140 to 940 code for a protein of 266 amino acids. Lineage: Eukaryota; Oomycota; Peronosporomycetes; Peronosporales; Peronosporaceae. The transcript has a single exon. The record is from RefSeq and is a predicted model, not a curated record.
CGAAGCGUCGCAUUCAUUCCAAAAACACCUUCCGAGUAACAUCGCGUUCCUCAUCCCAUUCCCGGACUGAACGCACAGAAACUCAGUAGGGGGAUUUGCGCUUUAGGUAAAGCCGUAUCCUCAUUUUUCCUCUCGAAGGAUGCAACGCGUCUGGCCGUCCUUGGUACUUUUUGCUCUCUACGUGAUCGUAGCCAGUGUGGCUGCCACGAACUCCGGAGUGAUCACCGACGCUAUCCAGACUAGCAUUCUCAACAUGGAUCCGGGCGACGUCGUGAACGGACAAUUCGAUGCAGUACCACCAAUCACGAGCACAUCGAGUGCUAGCGAAGCCGUGGACUGGCUGACAACCACGGACGAGAUCUUUUCUCGCGUGGCAACCGGCGGUUUGACGUCGCUGCCCCCGAACGGGCUAUCCGCCAUCGAGACCAUGGAAACCGAGAUCGCAUCCUCCCCGAGCUUACUCAACAACGCCGAUGUGCUGAAGAAACUGCUGCAUGUUCUUCCAUCGCUCUGGGAUAUUGGUUUCUGGUACAGACCAGUGAGCGAGUGGAAGACCGAGUUUGGCAACAUCUACGACAAGGCUGUUAGCGCAGCCAAGAUUGCACAUGACGCUACUUGCUACGACGCAGCAGUGAACGCCACCUCGCUAAUGAUCCGCUUCACCAAGGACCAGGUCUUCUGGGACGGCGAAGACCAUGGCGAUAGCGUGGAGCUGCAGGGGCAAAACAAAGACUACUUGGCCUACCUGCCCGAGUUGGUAACGAUUUUGUCGAAGAAGGAAGACUUCACCCUCACAGAAGCUCAGCUUCGCACAUUCAUGGCGACAAAGAUGCCGUCUAAAACAGAGGGCAUGAAUACGGCGGUGGCGUUCCCAGUUUACGUGGACACCAGCAUCUACAAAGCCUCCGACGCAUCCGCGCUCGCCGAACUCGUCUGUUGAGCGAGCGCGUAGUUUCAUUUGCCCCUUCCAUCGAAGCUUUGAGUUAUGAUAGCAGCACUCUCAGGCUGAAACUUAACGCAGUCGCAUUUUCGACAAACGAGAGUUGCUAUGAUUGUUUUGCAUGUACAUGUACUCAGUUUUCGUACAGAUACAGGAAGUCAGAGGCAGAAAACUUCAAGCUGGACAUGACUUCAAGGUAAUCAAACAGACGAUUCGUCGUGUGCUGAUGAUGGCUAAGUGUAUGCAGAG